Suillus subalutaceus is the source of this 1273-nucleotide messenger RNA. RefSeq lists its product as uncharacterized. The annotation marks the transcript as partial. Gene Ontology annotation, cellular component: ERMES complex; SAM complex. NCBI's taxonomy places the organism in Eukaryota, Fungi, Basidiomycota, Agaricomycetes, Boletales, Suillaceae. The record is from RefSeq and is a predicted model, not a curated record. The transcript has 6 exons. Gene Ontology annotation, biological process: mitochondrial outer membrane translocase complex assembly; phospholipid transport; establishment of mitochondrion localization.
UAGAGCUCUCAGCUCUUAGCUCUAGAGAUGCACCCAUUCGCAUCCUAUGUGCUGCGAAGUUAUUAUCGUGCAACAGGAUGGAACGAAGACAACUUGUACGCCAAUUUGACUCGUUCUUCUAACGCUAUACUGGACUUCAGCGUCCCUCGUGGGCUGCAUCUGUCCAUAUCCAAAGCUCCUAAUGGUCUCUUCAACACCUCGUACUCCAUGAAUGCUAUGCCGUCGCUCAACGGCUCAGUAGGCUACAUAUUCACAUCCUGCAACCUCGAUGUGAAGAGCUCCGGUAGUGUCCGUUUCAAAGACAUGGUCGAGCGUUUCAAGGUGUACCACCAACCUCGCAGGCCAGAAGGAAAGGAGGAAGAAUGGCUCGCCGGAGAGCGCUCUGACACACGUGACUACUUGCUCUAUGGCCGGUUGUACCUGCCUACUGGUAGACUCGAUGCGCUCUAUUCUACACGCUUAUCACCUACGCUACAGGCACUUGUUGCAGCGAUAUCAGAUCCACGGUCCAGUCUCUCUUCCGAGAAGCGGUCUCGAGGCGACAAUGUCAGCAACGUCAUGUUCAGCCUACAGCAUGACAUUGGAAAGUGGUGCUCUGAAUAUACAUACAGCGCAGAAGAUGGGAUGUGGGGCAUGCGCGUCUUACACAACUUUGGCAGGCUCAGAAAUCCAACCGAGCCUCCUGAGGAUUUGAACUCGUCCCCUGGAACAAGACCUAAACGUGUUGACGAAGAAGAGGCAACUGGUGGUGGUCUGAAGGGCAGAGUUUCUGCUGGUGCUGAGUUCUACAUUAGCGCAAAAGAGAGGAGUGCCGGAGUAUCCACGGGAAUUCGUUUCACAACUCUCCCCGAUGCAACCCCGCCAUCUUUACAACUCCCCCAAUCAUCGUCAUCACCACCGGCUCAGUCCUUUCGGUCGCCCCCAUCUCAACCACCGACAACUAUUACCGCUCUUUUUAACCCGAUGAUGGGACAUAUAUCCGCAGCUUAUGCAGCUCGUGUAUCACGCGACCUCUCAAUGUGUUCUCGGUUUGAUUUCAACGUUUACAGUUACGAUAGCGAGUGGACGAUGGGCGCUGAAUGGUGGAUGCGACGAGCCGCCUCGAGGCCGAGUCUCUCGACCAAUAACGUAAGUUGCAUUGCGUCAUGAUAUACCCGAUGAGGUUGCUCACAGCUCGAUUCAAUUAGAAUGUCUCAUUGAUGUGGGAGGGCCGCCUGAAGCAGAUGCUGGUUAGCUUGGGUUUUGUGUCAGAUCUCUCCAGUAGGUCAAAACC